Messenger RNA from Cyprinus carpio (common carp), 1244 nucleotides. It is a transcript of the gene spi2, whose product is annotated as Spi-2 proto-oncogene. Gene Ontology annotation, molecular function: DNA-binding transcription factor activity, RNA polymerase II-specific; sequence-specific DNA binding. NCBI's taxonomy places the organism in Eukaryota, Metazoa, Chordata, Actinopteri, Cypriniformes, Cyprinidae. Gene Ontology annotation, cellular component: nucleus. Gene Ontology annotation, biological process: regulation of transcription by RNA polymerase II; cell differentiation. The record is from RefSeq and is a predicted model, not a curated record.
AUGUACGGUCGUAGAUCAUUUGAGAAAGGUCUGUUCACUCCCACAGCCCCUUGCUAUUGAUAAAAAGAGGUCUGCACCUUUUCGAACAGACAGAGUUUUGUGGAAAACACACUAAUAGUAACAAAUUCUUCUUUUCUUAAAUUAUUGGUUAUUCAAUAAUACAGCGACACCUGAAACAGCAAUACUUAGAGUAAGGAUCACACUAACACGAACAUGAACAGUCCGCAGGAAUAUCAGACUGAUUUGGAGGUGAUUCUGGAAUUUCUUGAGGAACAUUACAGACAGGAAUCUCGAAGAAAAGCCCUAUGGAACACAAGGGAUCUUUCUGUCAUGCCAACCAGUCAAGAUGUGGACAUAUCUAGAGAGAAGCUACCUGCUGGAGAACAUUCUAACAAUGUGUUAGAAAAAGAAAAGUCCCAGCUGCAGCCUCCUGCACCCGCAGCUCAGCAGGUCAUGGGACCUCUGGCCAAAGCAAACGGAUCGGACUCAUAUACAGACUGUAGAAUGAAUUGCAACAGCACCACUGUCGAUCAGUCAGCGGUCCUUCACAAUGCACCCGACGGGCAAGUGUUAAAUGCCCUAAACGCACCAGAGAGACCUUUAACGCUGAAUACAACACCCGAAAAGUGUGCCGAAUCAUUGCCCAGCAUUACACCAGCAGAGAAAGGGAAAAAGCUACGUCUUUUCCACUUCAUGUUCGAGAUGCUGGAGGACCCAGGCAUGGCCCACUGUGUGUCCUGGGUGCCCGCUUCGGCAGGCGUCUUCCGCUUUUCUGCCAGGCACAAGGAGCGCGUGGCUGAGCUAUGGGGCCAGAGGAAGGGCAACCGGAUGCCCAUGACCUACCAGAAAAUGUCCCGUGCCCUGCGAAAUUACGCCCGCUCGGGGGAGAUCAUUAAAGUGAAAAAGAAACUGACUUAUCAGUUUAGUUUAGCAACCCUCUCUACUUUACAGAGCCAACAUGGUGUAAAGAAAGCAGAAUGUGGAUCGAAAUGAGAGCUGAAUGAUUGUCUCAAGUCUGUUACGGUCAUUAUUUGUUACUCUCAUGAUAUCUUAAUUGCCUUGGUAACAGGAAGAGGGUAAAAUUAGUUUCUAUUUUUCCUGCUCGAUGAAGGUGAUGAACCGUGGUGUUUUGUAUAGCAGAAUAUUACCUAAAUAAUUUACUUUUCGCUGUUCUUUGCAUAUCAUGAGGCAUUUAAAAUAGUAUGUCUUUUAAAAACAUCUUUUAUAAAUAAAUAAAACAAAUU